CGACGAUAACACAACACAGACAAACAUGGAGAUAUCAAAGGACAUCAACUGACGGAGCAAAGCGACAACAUGUCUCGGACUCACCGGAAAAUGAAGCGACAGCUGCUCGACGUCUCUCUGUCACCGACAAGUUCCCAACAUCUACUAGUUUUUGACGAGGAAUACCAGAAUACGUGAGGGUUUAACCGCCACAGGCCAAGAAGAAGAGGAAGAGGAGGAGAGAGAAGAAGUGAAAAUGUCUCCGACUGUCGGUGUCGACCAGGCUCCACAACAAGCGGCCAUGGAGAGAUUCGGUAGCGGAGGGAUGGCGCUGCUGCCUUGGACCAAGCAGAUACUCACCGUGAUGUGGGAACAGCUGCGGCUGCUGCUGCAGGUCAUUUACUGCACCUUCAUGUCCGUUUUUCAAUUGUUCAGGUUCGAGGUCCACGUGAGAAUCACUGAUGAGAGCGGUCAGCACAUCCAGCACAUGAGCACGACAGCCAAUCCAACAGAAUCCUUCCUGUUCUCCUCAUUGUUUGACGGAGACAACGGAGUCAUGGUCGGUGGCUCAAAUCCCCUCUCUGAGUUCUGCUCGGAUGUCGACCCCUUUGCCGACGACCUGUGCUGCGGCCUCGUGGAUGACUUUGUGUCCAGAACAACCGGGAAAGAAGAGGGCAUCUUUCUUGGCUUUGCUGGCGACUGGAACGUCUUUGUGUCAAGCAGCGACAGCUCCAGUUCAAACGAGGCCUGUCAUAAAAGACGCAAGAAUUUUUUCAGACAGGAUCUUUCAAAAACAAAAGAAUCCGUCAAACAGGAGACUUCAGAAGAGGACAGGAGCUCAGACUGCAGUAGUGAGGAAGACCAGAACUUAGUGGAAUUUGACAGUGAGGAAAGUAAGGCCCUUUGGGAUUCUCUAUCAAAAUCGAGUGAUCCUUACAAUCCCUUCUUUUUCUCUGCGUGCAUUUCAACAAACACAGGCAUGGGGAAAAGUCAAACCCAAGCGAGAGACAUUAGUGAUACUGACAUGAUGUCAGUGAGCAAGACCAGCGAGGAGACGUUGGGGUCUCUAGGACUGAGGUUUUGGGCCAGUCGCUCUGACAGUGAGAGCAGUUGGGCCAGUUCGGAUGAUUCCAGCCCUGAUGUGGACAAAGAGGAGAGUGAGAGGCUCUGGGAGUUCUUCAGCAGUCCUGCAGACCCCUACAAUCCCAUGUGCUUUACUGCCUGCACAGUAGGCAACACGUGUCUUCAAACCACCUCCACCACAGUUACUAAAGUACAGGCUUCACUUCCUGCACCCCCCUCCAGGUCAGACACCGAUGAGGAGAGCAGCCUUCCUCCUUCAUCUGAGGAUGAUGAAGAUGAGCAGCUGUGGAAAUCUCUCAGCCAGAAGGAUGAUCCGUUCCACCCUCUUAACUUCAAGGCUUGCCUCCAGAGCUCAACUACCACAGCACUCCAGUCUGAGGAAGAUCCAGAUGCACGUGAAGUCCACCACAUAAAAAAUUCACCCACGAAGAGCAAGAAAUGUAAAAAAGAUUCCAAAACUCUCAGAAGAUCCAGCAGCAAGCCCUCUCUACCAGACAGGCUGUUAAAGCCUCACCUCCACCAAGACAAAACGCUGGUGCCGUGGAAAAGACCUGGACAAUCACAUCAGUCCCCUCCAGAGGAGAGAAAGGAAAGCAACGCCUCCACCAAAAAGGUGCGAUUUUCUCCUCUGGUCCAAGUCCAUGUGGUGCGGACCUGGCUGUUUGCUCGCCAGGCGUCUCGGAAAGGACCCUGGGAGGAAAUGGCACGAGACCGAGCCCGCUUCCAGAGGCGGAUCCAGGAAACGAAUCGGGACAUCAGCCACUGCCUCACUCUGCCCCACAGAGAGAAGAUGAGGGCGUACCUGGACGGUGCCUUACAAUAGAUAAUUAAUUCUUCAGCAUUGAAUGUUUUAUUUCAUUUUUUUGGAUGAUAACUCGUGAUUGGUUGCAAUGCAACAGUGAUUUUGAUUUCGGCCAAUUAGAAAUUUGAUGUUAGGCCAACGUCAAUGUUCGGUGUCGUGUUGAACAACUUUGUACCUCAAAAGGUUUUUUCUACAUUGUGUGACUGUUGCACUGACGGACACGUUCUCAUAUUAACAUCAACAUUAAUGUGUGGAAUGUUGUUUUUGUACGCCUUAUAUUCUGAUCUAGUAAUGUUACUAAUGUAUUUAUGCCCUAUGGAGCUUGUCUUUGAUUUUUUGAUGGUUUAACUGUUAUUUAUAUGUUUGUAUGUGACAUGAAACCACCACCACCUCAGUGGUGAGUCUGGAAGGUAAAUGUAGAUAAUGAUGAUAUCAUUAAAAACAGACACCAAGUCUUUUGAAAAGUUUUAGUGAACUUUCACCUUGUUUAAUUCUGGUGUCAUUUGAAGAUUUUAGUUUGAGAUUUAAGUUGUCCUGUAUUUUCUUUUAUGAUGACAGGUCACAGGGCCAUUUCGCACUGAGUACGAAGAUCGAUGUCUUUAUUUAUAUUAUUGUUGUUCUUAUAUUCACUGCAAAUAUUCAAACACUGUCCCUUGUGACUCACUCAACUUUUCAAGGUAACAUCACGUCUCUGAAAAUAUGUCCAAAAAUGAUUAGUAGCAGAUUUGUCUUAAAGUGCUUUGUCAAAUUAAUAAAAUGUGUAACACUA
Limanda limanda (common dab) is the source of this 2633-nucleotide messenger RNA. RefSeq names its product protein phosphatase 1 regulatory subunit 15B-like. Gene Ontology annotation, molecular function: protein phosphatase regulator activity. NCBI's taxonomy places the organism in Eukaryota, Metazoa, Chordata, Actinopteri, Pleuronectiformes, Pleuronectidae. The record is from RefSeq and is a predicted model, not a curated record. Gene Ontology annotation, cellular component: endoplasmic reticulum; protein phosphatase type 1 complex. The coding region runs from base 236 to 1885 and encodes 549 amino acids. Gene Ontology annotation, biological process: response to endoplasmic reticulum stress. The transcript has 3 exons.